AUGGCUUUGGUUGGGCUGGAGGUAAGCUCCGAGCUGAGUGGCUCGACCAGUCUAGCUCUCAUGACUGAAACUAGCCAUGGCAUCGUGACUCGUUCUAAACUCGUUAUCAACACCCAAUCCAUACACAAAGAGAUGAGUCGUAGAGUUGUGCUAAGACUGAUUACUAGUGGGCUAGCUUCGGCUUCUUUUGUUCAGAUUGCAGAUGUGAAAGUGAAACCUAUCAAGGUUGGCCCACCUCCUGGUGUAUCCACUGAACUAUGUGAAUCUCUGGCCACGUCAUCUUAUUCAUAUUCUCUUUUCCCCAUUUGCUUCAUAGGUAAGUAG
Lactuca virosa is the source of this 324-nucleotide messenger RNA. Lineage: Eukaryota; Viridiplantae; Streptophyta; Magnoliopsida; Asterales; Asteraceae. The record is from the annotation of a GenBank genome assembly.